Achroia grisella is the source of this 620-nucleotide messenger RNA. RefSeq lists its product as uncharacterized. The record is from RefSeq and is a predicted model, not a curated record. Lineage: Eukaryota; Metazoa; Arthropoda; Insecta; Lepidoptera; Pyralidae. The coding region runs from base 50 to 574 and encodes 174 amino acids. The transcript is spliced from 2 exons.
AGAGGUCGAGGAUUUUUGAAAUUAGAAUAUUAAAUUAACAGUAGUUAACAUGACCAAUUUUUUGGACAUUACAUUUUUAUUACUUUUAAUGUUAUAUACAAUUUUAGCAAAUCCUAUUGUCAUAAAAGGAUCAUCGCCCUCUGGAGAUGCAAUAGUCGCUAUUUCGUCUAAUGACCCGGAAGUUGAAAAGUAUCUCAGAUUUGGAUUCUCAUCUAACCUCGGCUCCAAUCAAGAUACUAUUGUAACGUCAAGUGUUGAAGAUAUUGCACAAAAAAGUGCUAGUGUUGGAUCUUUAGGCCAGCAAGCAGCUGCUAGCACGGGCCGCAGCUUUGUAUCUACAUCAGCAUUCAAUCCUUUCUUGUUACCUUUAUUCUACAUGCCGUUGAACUUUGAGGGUAUUGGACUCAGUGACUUUGGAUCCUUAAAUCAUGACAGGUUAAAAGCUGUUGAGAGUUUUUAUGAGCCUAAUUUUGGUGGCAACAGUGAAAUCAAGGCUGUAGCAGCCAUAAGCGAUAAUGGCCGAGUGUAUGGUAAUAUAAAAACUCUUACUUUCGAUAACAAAGGUAUUAAAUAGAUUCAUAAGGUUUAGGUUAAGGUUGUUUUAUAUUAUAGACAUUAGA